CGAUAACUUCCGCACCUUUGCCGUGGCAGUAUAUAUGAGCUAAAGUCUGCUGGAUUUGAGAGCUACUUUAAACGGAGGCCAUGAGUUUAAAACUCACACAAGGGGCAGUUGAAGCCCUGUUCAAAGGUGAAGAGGUGAACAAUCCUGUGCUGCAGGUGCUGAACAUGCGUCAGAUCAUAAAUGGCGAUGCACCUCCCAGGUACCGGCUCAUGAUGAGUGAUGGUCGGCACUCUCUGUCUUCCUUCCUGCUGGCCACACAGUUAAACAAUCUCCCAGAAGAGAACCUCCUGGUACCUAACUGUCUGUGCAUGAUAAAGAAAACCAUCACCAACACGCUGUCAGAUGGCAGGCAUGUGGUGAUUGUGUUGGACAUGGAGAUAUUGCAGUCAGCCGAGGAAACUGGAGGAAAGAUUGGAAAUCCCACUCCAUAUAAUACAGAUGGUAAGAUGUCAUCGUCACAGAAAAUGGACUUGGGUACCUCUGUCCCGGCGCCCCCUCCGUCUGCGGCAGUACCUGGACCCUCCUAUGCAAACACCAGCACCUUCUCUCCUCCCCAAGGCCGAGGAAGAGGUUUUGUAGGAAAGUCGCCCAUGAAGGCUUCACCAAUGAACGUUUCACCCAUGAAGGCUUCACCAAUGACUGUUUCACCCAUGAAAGCGUCGCCCACAAAGUUUUCACCCAUGAAGGCUUCACCAAUGAAUGUUUCACCCAUGAAAGCUUCACCCAUGAAAGGCACACCCACAAAGUUUUCACCCAUGAAGGCUAGUACCAGCACUCCUCCAGGCCCUUCAACAAAAGUGACUCCUAUUGCAAACCUCAACCCCUACAUAAGCAAGUGGACUAUCAAAGCCCGAGUCACCAACAAGUCCAAUAUCCGCAACUGGAGUAACUCUAGAGGAGAGGGCAAGCUCUUCUCUUUUGAGAUAGUGGAUGAGAGUGGAGAAAUCAGGAUCACAGCCUUCAACAACGAAGUGGACAAGUUUUUCUCUCUAGUGGAGCAAGGCAAGGUGUACUACAUCACUAAGGGUACACUGAAGGCGGCCAACAAACAGUACACCACACUGAAGAACGACUACGAGAUGACCCUACACGCUCAGUCAUCCAUCGUGCCAUGUGAUGACACUCAGGGUGUCCCCACGGUGCACUGUGACUUUGUGCCCAUUGCAGAGCUGGAGAACAGAGACAAGGAUGCCAUCCUUGAUGUGAUUGGAGUGUGUAAGAGUGCAGAGGAUGUAUCCCGUAUUACCACUAAGACCAGCAGAGAAGUCUCCAAGAGGGCCCUCGACUUAAUAGACACAACUGGCAAAGUGGUGACAGUCACACUGUGGGGAGAGGAGGCGGAGAAAUUUGACGGCUCUGGGCAGCCUGUGGUGGCCAUCAAAGGAGCUCGCUUGUCUGAUUUCGGGGGCAUCUCUCUCUCUGCGUUGUUCAGUUCAACAGUCAUGGUCAACCCAGACUUACCAGAGGCUUUCAGUCUGCGGGCCUGGUACGACCAGGGAGGUUUUGCGCUUGCCAGCCAAUCCCUGACAGAGACGAGGUCGGUGGGCAGCGGAGCAAAGACAAAUUGGAAAACACUGAGCGACAUUAAGAAUGAAAACAUGGGAAAUGGAGAGAAGGCGGAUUAUUUCAGCUGCAUAGCGACAGUGCUGUACACUCGUAAGGAGAAUUGUCUAUACCAGGCCUGUCCAACUGCAGACUGCUACAAGAAGGUCAUCGACCAACAGAAUGGACUGUACCGCUGCGAGAAGUGUGACCGAGAGUUCCCCAACUUCAAAUACAGACUCCUGCUUUCUGCCAACUUGGCAGACUUCGGGGAUAACCAGUGGGUGACAUGCUUCCAGGAGACAGCUGAGGUCCUGUUAGGUCACAAUGCAGACACACUGGGACUGCUCAGAGAAACAGACGAGGCUGCAUUCGAUGAAGUCUUUCAGAAAACCAACUUCACAACUCACAUCUUUCGAAACAGGGUCAAGCUGGAGACGUACAACGAUGAGAGUCGAGUGAAGGUAACCGUAAUGGAAGUCCAGCCAGUCGACCACCGGGAAUACAGCAGGAGACUCCUCAGUAACAUCCGCAAAUUGGCCGGCUGAACUUUGUCCCAGUCAUUCAAACAGCUGCCUGCCGAUUUAACGCGUCUUCCACUGGUCUCUGACUGGUGUCCGACUUUUUCCCCCAGCGAGAUAACAGCAUAUCUGACUGAGGCAGCAGAGGGCCGGCAAGUGAGUCAUCUCAUUAAAUGGCAGCCAAACAAAGACUGAUAUUUAGUUGUUCACUUCCUUCAACAGGCCGUUUGUGAGACAGCGGAAAUGUGAUGGAAGUGACUUUUACCUUUUAAUUUAAUGACAUUUUAGCAAAGCGUUUUUACUGCUUGAUUACACAUAACACUAUUUCAGACUCGCUAAUUGUGUUUCACGUAUGAUACAUGCGAAGAUCACAGCAUUUUCUCUUUUUUUAUACAAAUGAUUCAUCUCUUCAGUUUCAAAUCUGUGGUGGUGAUGUUCAGUGUUAGUUGAGUAAGACAGAUGAGUCAGAUUUUAUAUAAUUUUCAUUGUUUCGUUUUAAAGAUGAAGGCAUGGUAAAUGUGUGUGGGAGAUUCACGUGUUGGCAUUUGUUUUAACUCUUUUACUGACAGUGUCUACUGCUUGUUAAGAUUAUUCUGAAGUGUUUGUUUUGCUUCUGAGCUUCAAAAAAUGUCAAAAAGGAAAGAUUGAUUAAAAGGAUGUCAAGAUAAAAA
Messenger RNA from Epinephelus lanceolatus (giant grouper), 2734 nucleotides. RefSeq names its product replication protein A 70 kDa DNA-binding subunit-like. Gene Ontology annotation, cellular component: nucleus. Gene Ontology annotation, biological process: DNA replication; DNA repair; DNA recombination. The record is from RefSeq and is a predicted model, not a curated record. Gene Ontology annotation, molecular function: DNA binding. Lineage: Eukaryota; Metazoa; Chordata; Actinopteri; Perciformes; Serranidae.